Aspergillus oryzae RIB40 is the source of this 1263-nucleotide messenger RNA. Its product is annotated as TauD/TfdA dioxygenase family protein. NCBI's taxonomy places the organism in Eukaryota, Fungi, Ascomycota, Eurotiomycetes, Eurotiales, Aspergillaceae. The transcript has 2 exons. Gene Ontology annotation, cellular component: cytoplasm. Gene Ontology annotation, molecular function: 2-oxoglutarate-dependent dioxygenase activity. The coding region runs from base 1 to 1263 and encodes 420 amino acids. The record is from RefSeq and is a predicted model, not a curated record.
AUGUUGAUUCUUGUCCAAGACUGUCGCGAAAUUGAUAGAUCGCUUAAAAAGAAUAGAUUAAAUAUCCAUUGCACUAUGGCACCAGCUCCUAUCGAUCCGCGGAUCGUUGACGUCGCCGAGCCCCAGAAGGACACACUUGCCCUUCCAGCAGCCAGCCGCGAACGGCUUGUAAAAGCGGAAAUUGAUCUUUCCAAUGGGUAUCCAUAUCGGCCUUCCCGACCUCUGUACUCGGACGAUGUUUACAACAUCCGAAACUAUGAUCGCCCACAUGUAGAUCCGGGCACUCGUGCCGACCCCGAGAAGAAGGCGUUGUUGUCCGCAGCAAAAGAAGUGAUUCACCUAACCAGGCACAUCGGAACCGAGAUCGUGGGACUGCAGCUUAAAGACUUGACUGACCAACAGAAGGAUGAGCUGGGCCUACUGAUUGCAGAACGAAGUGUUGUCUUCUUCCGGGAUCAGGACCUCUCGCCCCAGCAACAGAAGGCCCUUGGUGAAUACUUUGGAGAGGUCGAAGUCCAUCCUCAAGUACCCCAGGUACCGGGUCUACCGGGCGUCUCGGUUUUAUGGCCCGCUCUCCAAGCCACAGAACGAGCAGCUAGUUAUCGUCGACCGGGUGGAGCUUCUCGUUGGCACACUGACCUAGUUCAUGAGCGCCAACCGGCAGGGGUGACACAUCUUCACAAUGACGCCGUCCCGACCAUCGGCGGAGAUACUCUCUGGGCCAGCGGGUAUGCUGCAUACGAGAAGUUGUCCCCGGAGUUCCGUAAAAUCAUCGAUGGAAGAACAGCCAUCUAUCGAUCUGCACAUCCGUAUCUAGACCGCAAGGACCCCGAAGCCGGUCCGAAAUAUAUUGAACGAGAGCACCCGAUUGUCCGAGUCCAUCCGGCGACGGGUUGGAAGGCGCUGUGGGUAAACCGUGCGAUGACUGAUCGGAUUGUCGGACUCGACAAGGCGGAGAGUGAUGUUAUUCUAGGGUACCUAUUCGAUGUAUACGAAAAGAAUAUUGACAUUCAGGUGCGCUUCAAGUGGACACCUCGGACUAGUGCUUUGUGGGAUAACAGGUUAGUGAACGUCCUUUGGUUUACCAUCUUCCUUCUAUGGGGAACUAACCCUGGGCAGAAUUACCAUUCACAAUGCCAGUUGGGAUUACGAAGGCUCGGAGCCCAGACAUGGCACUCGAGUCACGGCCCUCGCGGAGAAGCCUUUCUUCGACCCCAACGCCCCGACCCGAAGACAGGCUUUGGGCUUGCUGGGCCCCGAUGA